GGAUCGCAGCGCGCAUGCGCGAUAACUCGCGGCAAGAACCUCGUUGGCAGUAUCCUCCCACGCGCCUGGAACGUCCGUACGUUUUCGCGCAUGCGCGUCUGAAUUUAUGUCACGGCACAAAACUGGCGCUAUAUCGUUUCCAGCUCGACUCCGGUGGUUGGUUGCCUAAGCGAUGGAUGGAGAGUUGGAGCCCAAGACAGAUGUGGAGGAGGGAUUAACCAAGGAGGAUGAGUCCAUGGAAACCGCACCAUCAACAGAAGUAUGCUCAGAUGGGCAGUGCCAAGGAACCGAUGUCAUGACAACAGAUGCAUCCAAGGCUCCAGAGGAUAACGAUGACGACGUUGUGCUGGUGGAGGGGCCUCAGUUUCAGGAGGAGAAAAAUGCAGGAAGCCCCUCUAGCAACCCUGCACCUGCUGAGACCACAGACAGUGCAGAGCCAGCCACCACAGCAACAGCCUCCUCCAACACUCCUUCUCCUUCCUCCUCCACAGCUGAAUCAACCAUGGCUCCCAAAAGCCAGACUGAGCCCAUUGUUAUAGAUGACGAAGAAGAUUCUGUGCAAAGAGAUGCUUCCCCCUCCUCGCUGGCAUCGAGUCGGACCAGGGAAGCGCUAAGCAGCACUGAACCAGACUCGGAAAUCAAAAUCGCCAGCGUCACAACUCUGGGAGGGUUGUGUUCAUCAGAGGUGGCCAUAUCGACAUCAGCAGAGGCAUCCACAACACCAUCUGACGAGGAAAGCAUGAACCUCAAAAUCACAAGUGUGACAUCGUUGAAGGGCAGUGAGGAAGCAGAGGCUGGUGGAGAGAUGGAAACUACAGAGAACGGCUUGCAGAUCAGCAGCACAUUCAGCCUAAACCCAGAGGCUCAGCAGAGUCAAGGGUCAGCCAGCAAACCUUCACCAACUUUCAACCCAGGACGUGUUAAUUCUGCUACCCAGCCCGUUCAAAACGGCGAGACAGGGACUCACCAGAGAUCUGAUUCCUGGAUCUCUCAGUCUGCAUCUUUUCCCCGCAAUCAGAAGCAGCCAGGGGUGGACUCUCCCUCUCCUACAGCAUCACUUCCCAAAGCACCAGGCCAGUCUUCCUCCGGCUCCCAGCAGCCACCGCGCACUAUGAAGGUCACCUGUGCUAACUGUAAAAAGCCUUUAAAGAAAGGUCAGACUGCUUAUCAGCGCAAAGGCUCCUCCCACCUGUUCUGCUCUACGACCUGCCUUUCUGCCUUCUCCCACAAACCCACACCCAAAAAGAGCUGCACCAUGUGCAAGAAGGACAUUACUAGUAUGAAAGGAACAAUUGUGGCUCAGGUGGACUCGAGCGAAUCAUUUCAGGAGUUCUGCAGCACCGGUUGUCUGGCUGCGUAUGAAAAUAAACAAAAUUCCCCGAAGAACACCCUCAAAACAAAGUGUACUGUCUGUGGAAAGCUCACAGAGAUUCGCCAUGAAGUCAGCUUCAAAAACAUCACGCAUAAAAUCUGCAGUGAUGCCUGUUUUAACCGUUACCGUAUGGCUAAUGGCCUGAUCAUGAACUGUUGUGAGCAGUGUGGGAACUACCUGCCCAGUCGGGCCACAGCGAAUCACUUCUUACUAAUUGAUGGGCAGCAGAAACGGUUCUGUUGUCAGAACUGUGUCAGGGACUACAAACAGAUGCAUGGAAAGAUGACACAGUGUAGUGGAUGUAAGGUCAUGUGCAGGUCUUUUGAUGUUACUCAUGGUAUUGGACCCACUGGAGUCAUGGAGCCUUAUUGUUCUUCGUCCUGUAUGAAUAAAAGCAAAAUUGCAUCUGCUUCACAAAUUGCUGAGCCUUCCUGUCAUUUCUGUAAGAGAAAUGCAUUACCUCAGUAUCAGGCAACGCUACCUGAAGGGAAGGUCUUAAACUUCUGCAGCUCUCAGUGUGUCACCAAAUUCCAGAAUGCCACUAUACAAACGUCAGCCAACGGCCAGCUUCCUGCCUCAGCUUCCAGUAAUGUCCAACUGAAAUGCAACUACUGCCGUGGGUCCUUUAGCCUGAAACCAGAGAUUUUGGAGUGGGAGGAAAAAAUGUACCAGUUUUGCAGUAAGACGUGUUGUGAGGACUAUAAGAAGCUCCAUUGUAUUGUGACUUUCUGCGAGUAUUGCCAGGAAGAGAAGACACUUCAUGAGACUGUCAAGUUUUCAGGGGUCAAAAGGCCUUUCUGCAGUGAAGGUUGCAAGCUGUUGUACAAGCAGGACUUUAUACACCGUCUGGGCCUCAAAUGCGUCACCUGCAACCACUGCACUCAGAUGUGCAAAAAAUCUGUUACCAAACAGAUAGAUGGUGUCAGCAGAGACUUCUGCAGUGAACCUUGUGCUAAGAAGUUUCAUGACUGGUACUACAAGGCGGCGCGCUGUGACUGCUGUAAAGUGCAGGGGAACUUGACAGAGUCUGUCCAGUGGCGUGCUGAGAUGAAACACUUCUGUGAUCAAGAGUGUCUCCUCCGUUUCUACUGCCAGCAAAAUCAGCCCAAUAUGGCAACUCAGAAAGGGCCAGAAAACACAGCAUUCGGACAGACACAUGCAUCAAAGUUAACUCUGGUUAAUCAGGGUCCUGUGUCAUAUGCUGGAGGAGGGAUUGUUAAGGAUGUGAAGAAUAAAGCCGUUCUUUGUAAACCUCUCACCAUGACUAAAGCCACGUACUGCAAACCUCAUAUGCAGAGCAAGCCACUGCAAACAGAAGAAGAUGGCUUGGAGGGUUUGAUAAAGGAGUAUGUCCCUGUUCCGAUUCCUGUUCCUGUGUAUGUUCCAGUACCCAUGAAUCUCUAUGCUCAGGCCACACCUACCACUGUUCCAAUACCUGUACCUGUACCCGUGCCAGUGUUUCUACCCACCACACUGCAGAGUGCUGAGCAUAUUGUGAAGGCCAUAGAUGAGCUCAAAGCCAAGGUUCCCAGUGAUCCUCUUGAAGCUGAUCUGAUAGCUAUGGCUGAAAUGAUUGCAGAGGAAGAUAAGAAACCUGACUGUUUAGAUAUCAAAUGUGAGAAGGAGAGUACAGAGGUUAAAAAGGAGAGAGUGAAUAGCACCAGUGUUGGUAGCAGUUCAGAAGAAGAGGAAGAGGAAGACAAGUAUGAACCCGAGCUGGACCUGGAAAAAGAUCUUCCUCAAGCCUCAGAGCCUGUGCCCACUUUAGAGGGGAUGGACACAGACAUGGGUUUCACAUUACCACCCGUCCUCACUGAAGAGCGAGAGGAGACAUCUUGGACCAGAACACGGAGGAAGGGUAUCAAGAGGCGGGCCAUAGAAGAGGAAACUCCUAUGGAGUCAUCUUCAACAGCAGAGCCUUUUGCAACAAAUUCCUCCUUCCCCCUGAGCUCCAGGUAUGGCCUGAAUGCCUGGAAGAGAUGGGCUACAUCAUCAGCUGCAAAGUCCAGUGAUGUAAAAGAGAAAGUUGCCUGCAAACAAGUGACUCCAUCUCGGGUGAAAAGCAGUCUCAUUUCUCUGAGUGCAGCAGAUCUGAACAAUUCUCUAACUCAGUUUGUCAGAGAGGUGCGUCGGCCCAAUGGUGAGCGCUACGCUCCAGACAGCAUUCUCUACCUUUGCCUCAGCAUACAGAAGUAUUUGCAGGAAAAAGGGAGGACAGACGACCUGCUUAAUGAUCCUUGCUACAGUGCAUUUGAGGAGGAACUUAACAAGGUUCUCAAAGGCUGGCAGCCCACCGUUCUUCCUGAUGGCUCUCUCUGGGGUCGUGUAGAGGAGCCAUGCCUGUGGAGCAGCAAACAGCUAGGAGAACAUUCCCCCUCAGUUCUCCUGCGCUCUCUUUUCUAUCUCAACACAAAAUACUUUGGCCUGCGCACCGUCGAACAGCACACACGCCUCUCUUUUGGUAACGUCUACGGGCCCAGCACUUCUAAGCCUCACAAUCACGACACCACUGUCUGUAUUUGCAUCCCUUCCAUCUCACAGGAUCAGCACGAACCAACAACUAGCAAGAGAAGGCGUAAGGAUUCGAACUUUGAUCACAGCAGUGGUUCGGGAGACUCUACUCACUGUCCUGUUAAGAAGCACGAGUGCCGACUUUAUGAACUCUAUUUGUCUAAGUGCCCUGAGUCCGUGAGGCAGAGGACAGAUUUCUUUUAUGUGAAGCCAGAGAUUGACUCUACGUUUGACAGUCCUGUGUGGUUCAGUUCAAGUCCUCUAGAAAAGUGUGUGCUGGAGAGUUUACUAACUCAAGUCCUUCUGGUGAGGGAUAUCUACAGAGAGCGCAGCCAUGAGGAGGAGGGAAUUUAGGAAAAGAGGAACUGAGGCCUUGUAUGCCACCAUAGCUCCCUCUGCAUUACCUGUCACGUUCCCUUUAAAUACACUGAUCCCAUUACAGUUAUAAGCAAAGCGAAUACUGUAUGUCAGGACUUGAAGGGUUUAUGGCUUAAUACUGAUUUCUAAAUCAGUGUUUCCAGAAGACUUGGUCUGGUGAUUGGUGCUUUACAUGAAAAGCAACCCACAGACUGCUGCUUUUUCUUCUUUUUUGUAAAUUUUUUUUGUUGUUUUUCAUUUGUUAGGAAAUUGUGUGUAUGUGAUGUAGCAUUAUCUACGAUGCCCAGAUUGGGCUGCUGUGGUCUGUAAAUAUUUCUGAAAAUAUUGUUAGAGAGAGGUGAAGUGUGUCGAAAACAAAAACCGUUGAAAUACUAUAGAUGAAUAAAAUGAAAGAACUCAUCCUCAAUACGAAUCCAACAUGCCUUCUCAAGAGAAAAUGUUUAUUUAUUGCAGUUUGUGAAUUAAUGGAGUCCUUAUGACAGGACUCUGUGUGUGUGUGUGUGUGUGUGUGUGUGUGUGUGUGUGUGUGCGCGUGCUAUGCCAUUUCUCUCACAUUCAUUAAGAGCAUUAAAAGCCUGCUGCAGCCGU
Messenger RNA from Tachysurus vachellii, 4849 nucleotides. It is a transcript of the gene zmym2, whose product is annotated as zinc finger, MYM-type 2. The coding region runs from base 173 to 4237 and encodes 1354 amino acids. Gene Ontology annotation, molecular function: zinc ion binding. The record is from RefSeq and is a predicted model, not a curated record. The transcript has 23 exons. NCBI's taxonomy places the organism in Eukaryota, Metazoa, Chordata, Actinopteri, Siluriformes, Bagridae.